CUCCAUUUAUCGACAACGGCGUCACGGGUCGCCAGUGGACCACCCAUUUCUCGCUGCGCGCGCACUAAUGCCGAAUAAUUCACAAAUAAAAACCUUAAAAUUAUGUAAAACUUUUUAUACGAAUCAUUAUAUGAAUAACACUCAGUUUUGUAAAGAUUUUAUGUAAAACCGUCAGCGCUGUACUGCUGUACUGUUGAGUGAGCAUUCUCUGCGGUCUACUUCCACGUGGCUUCCGGUUGGCAGUUGGCUGAUGUUUACGGUUUCCUUUUAGCUGCACCUCUGCGAGCCGAGCGCCAGCGGAUUUCGGCGAUGGGUCUCAAACGUCGUACCGGCACCAAAAACCCGCCGAUUUUCAGCCACGAGUUCGUGAUCCAGAAUCAUGCGGACAUCGUGUCGUGCGUCGCUAUGGUCUUCGUCAUGGGACUGCUGUUUCAGGUGUCGGCACCAUAUGCUUCGGUGUUCAUCGCACUCCAUCACAAUGUCACGGACGGCAUGGAGACGCAGGGUGUCGUGCACUAUACCUACGGUGUCAAGGACGUCUUCCUCACCUUUUUCUAUUUCCUCAUUGCCAUCGUGAUGCACGCCAUCAUUCAGGAGUACCUGCUCGACAAACUUAACCGGAAGAUGCACCUUUCCAAGAUGAAGCACAGCAAGUUCAACGAGUCUGGCCAGCUCCUCAUCUUCUAUCUCGUUUCCUUCCUCUGGGGGGCCGACAUAAUCCGCAAAGAAGGUUUUCUGCCCAGCAUUAGCAAGGUUUGGGAAGGCUAUCCGCACACGGAAAUGUCGUUCAUGUUCAAGUUCUACUUUAUUGUUCAACUGGCAUAUUGGCUACACUGCUACCCUGAACUGUACUUCCAGAAGACGAAAAAGGACGAGAUGUCAGGACGCAUCACUCACGCCACCCUGCACCUCAUUUUCUUCAGCGUGUCAUACAUUCUAAACUUCACGAGGAUAGCCCUGUGCCUGUCCGUGAUGCACUACCUGGUGGAGACCGUCUUCCAUGCAGCCAGGCUUCUCCUGUUUGCAGAGCGCAACAAGGCUGCCAACUACGGGUUCACGGUGUGGAACGUGGUGUUUGUGCUGGUGCGACUGGCCUCCAUCAUGCUGUCGGUGCUGACCUUCUGGUACGGCCUGGCGCAGCAGGAGAACCUCGACCUGCCCGUCGGGAUGGCCACCGGCAACUUCAAUACCAAGGUCAUCAGGAUCAACUGCAUUGUGGCAGUGUGCCUGCUGCAGGCCUGGAUGAUGUGGCACUUUGUCAACUUCCACCUCCAACUGCUCCGCGAGCGUGCCGAGGCCCAGCAGCCAGCCCAGGGCAAGCGGAAAGUGCUGCCCGGUGCCAAGAAGGAGAAGAAACCCAAGAAGGAGGAAUUCAAGCGGCCAGCCGACGAAGACGUCAGUGAGCUUCCAGAAGUGGACCAGAACGCCAAGAAGGAAUUGCGCUCUCGCAAUUUGGCCAGUCCCAAGGCCAAGCGUAGUUAAUCUACUCUUUUAUGAAAUGUGAAACGAAAAAGUAAACGGAACGAAGCCGCUGUACCAAAAUCUGGCCCAUUUUUUAAAACUGGCGUACCAAUAUUCCGUGUUUUUAAGUGGCACCCCUGUUUUUGUUGUCAACAUCUGGAAAUUGAAACUAUUCUUAUACUGCUGCAUGGCGCAUUCUUUUUUUAAUAAAACCCUUUUGGACGA
Ixodes scapularis (black-legged tick) is the source of this 1686-nucleotide messenger RNA. It is a transcript of the gene TRAM, whose product is annotated as translocating chain-associated membrane protein 1-like 1. Gene Ontology annotation, biological process: protein insertion into ER membrane; SRP-dependent cotranslational protein targeting to membrane, translocation. Gene Ontology annotation, cellular component: endoplasmic reticulum membrane. The transcript has 11 exons. Lineage: Eukaryota; Metazoa; Arthropoda; Arachnida; Ixodida; Ixodidae. The record is from RefSeq and is a predicted model, not a curated record. Bases 310 to 1482 code for a protein of 390 amino acids.